AUGAAAGGGCUGGGAGCAUGCCUGCUCCAAGAUGGCAAACCUGUAGCUUUUGCAUCCAAAAUUCUCUCCAAUACGCAGUCCAACUACUCAAACAUAGAGAGGGAAACCUUAGCCCUAGUGUUUGGUAUCACCCGAUUCCAUACAUACCUAUUCGGGAAGGAAUUCACUGUGAUAACAGAUCACAGGCCUUUGGAGACAAUUUGGAAGAAACCUCUAAGAAGCGCACCACCUCGUCUACAGAGACUAUUGAUCAAGGUACAAGGACACAGAAGCCAAGUCAAGUACCGACCUGGGAAAGAAAUGAUUCUUUUAGAUACCUUGAGCCGUCUUCCUAACCCCAAGGAAGCACGUGAUGUUCCACUAGACAUCAGAGUGGAAUCUAUCUGCUCCGAAGUAGAAGACACUCAUCAAAUCGACUUGAUCUUCUUCGGACAACACAAGAGAACAGAACUCCAGAGGGAAACAUCCAAUGACCCUGUUCUUAGGUCAUUGUGGCAGACAGUCACUCAGGGUUGGCCUGAAACUCUUCAAGAGCUUCCGACAUCCUUAAGGGAAUUCUUGUCUGACAGAGACGAGAUUGGAGUAUCACAAGGAGUACUUUUCAAAGGAAGCCGAGUGAUCAUACCAAAGACACUUCUGGAAGAUAUCCUUAGACAACUUCAUCUUGGACACAUGGGAAUCGAGAGCACGAGACGACUAGCUCGUGAGACAGUGUUCUGGCCGCACAUCAACAAGGACAUUGAACAGCUCGUAAAGCACUGUGCUGCAUGCCAGGAACACCAGGCAAGGAAACAGAAAGAGCCGUUGCUUCCCCAUGAUGUACCUUCAGCACCUUGGACUAGACUAGGGACAGAUUUGUUCAUACUCAACAGACAAGACUAUUUACUCGUCACUGACUAUUACUCCAAGUACCCGAUAGUCUACAAGCUGACUGACACAUCAAGUGCUGCAGUAGCUAACGUGAUGAGUGGAAUCUUCAGUCUAUGUGGUCCACCAGAUGAGAUCGUAUCGGACAACGGUCCACAAUUUGUCGGUAAGCACUUCAAGGACAUGUGCCGGAAGUGGUUGAUUACACAUACAACCUCUUCAUCUCACUAUUCAAGAUCCAACGGACUUGCUGAGAGAAUGGUUCGUACCGUCAAGAAUCUGUUGAAAAAGUGUUCACAGACUGGCCAAGACAGUCAACUGGCUAUGUCACACCUAAGAGCAACACCUGUUGACAGUCACAUGAGAUCACCUGCAGAGAUGGUGUUUGGAAGACCCAUCAGAACAACACUGCCAAGUCAUUAUCUUUCAAGAGGAUCUACCACCACUGAUCAUCUCUUGAAUCGAUAG
Molecule: messenger RNA, 1335 nt
Organism: Strongylocentrotus purpuratus (purple sea urchin)
Lineage: Eukaryota; Metazoa; Echinodermata; Echinoidea; Camarodonta; Strongylocentrotidae
Exons: 1
Coding region: 1-1335 (444 amino acids)
Biological process (GO): DNA integration
Molecular function (GO): nucleic acid binding
Source: RefSeq, a predicted model, not a curated record